AUGAGCCAACCGAACUCUUGGCUGUGUCUUUCUCCAGUGGAUUGUGAACUGUGGGAGGACAGUCCACGAGAAAUCAGAGUGAAAGAGGGAGAGGCUUUGGAAUGGCCCUGUCCAAAUCUCGAUUGCAGUGACAACGCCCACGAAUCCGAGAUAUUCUGGUACAAAAGGGGGCGGGAUGGACAGGACAUGGAGGAAAUUGGAAAGAAUGAGAGUGAUCGAAUUCAUUAUCACGGAGCCAGGCUAUACUUCCUUCCAAUUGACCUGAAUGACACAGGACGUUACUACACUCUCUGGUUUUAUAACGGGAAUGAAUGUGCCAAAUUUGAGACAGAUCUGGAGGUCUACAUGGAGUUUCAUGACGACUUAUUAUACAGAUUAGUUGCAUCACAAGCCUCAAAACCAGCCAUCGUAUGUCCCUUUAAUGAGAAAAAUGGAUCUCUCACAUGGUACAAGGAUUUUCAUCUGAUUCCGGGGGAGACCGAAGACAUUCUCCGAAUUCCCAACGCAUCCAAGCAAGACGAAGGGAUCUACACCUGCAUGCUGACGUGGGAACACGGAGGGAGGAUUUACAACUCCUCCAGAUCCCGCAGACUCCGGAUAAUGGGUCCGAGAGCAAGUCACGCACAGCCAUCUAACAGACUUCCUCCGCGAAUUCAGUAUCCAGUUAACGGAUCAACGGAUGUGGCAGAACUGGGCUCUGGAAAGACCCUGACGUGUCUGGCUUUCUUUGGCAUCAACGUGAGGGAGCGGCACAGUGUGACCUGGGAAUUUAAGCCUCAUCGCUCAAAAAGAUACAGCAUCAUCAACAGGGAAGAGAACGGGUUGUUUAAAUCCAUUCUGACCAUACAUAAUGUAUCAGAGACAGACUUCAAAACAGUGUUUCAGUGCAUUGCUAGAGAUGACAGCUCAUGGGUGUUUGUGUCAGUUACUCUUAAGGCCAAAGAGUCAGUGCUUCCCACAGUGUGGGCAUGCGUGAUUGGACUGCUGGUCUUCCUGCUCACUCUCUUGUUGGUGAAAUGUUUUGCAGUAGAUCUGGCUUUGUUUUUCAGACGCUUUAUGGUGCCAAAGACUAGAGAUGAUGGAAAGGUUUAUGAUGCGUAUGUGAUAUAUAAGAGCCAUAACUCAGAGAAAACGGAAAAGUCAGUCGCCCACUUCAUCAGUGACAUUCUGCCCACUGUAAUGGAGGACAAAUGUGGUUUCAAACUCUACAUCCAUGGCAGAGAUGACCUACCUGGGCAGGAUCGCAUGGAGCUGGUGGAGAAGUGCAUACAGCUGAGCAGGAGGCUCAUCGUCAUCCUCACCCCAAGGUCAGAUGAAGGUGAAAAGGUCACGAUCCCUGAGUGCUACGACUGGCAGGUUGGACUGCAUCAGGCUUUGGUGCAGGGGGAGAUGAACGUGAUUCUCAUCCAAGUGGGGGACGUGGAUGACUUCACACACCUCCCCCUCAGCCUGCAGCACCUCCUCCAAAAGAGCGCCCCACUGAGAUGGAAGGAGAGGAGUCACGGGGCAGCAUCGCCAAACUCCCGAUUCUGGAAGCGUGUGCGGUACAUGAUGCCCGUUCCUCCGUGCCAGUCAAGGGCCCAGACUUUGAAAAUGCUUAAGGUCAAGCACCAUGGCCCUCAGGAGGUCAAAGAGUCAGUUUAA
This is a messenger RNA of Chanos chanos (milkfish), 1644 nucleotides long. It is a transcript of the gene il1rl1, whose product is annotated as interleukin 1 receptor-like 1. NCBI's taxonomy places the organism in Eukaryota, Metazoa, Chordata, Actinopteri, Gonorynchiformes, Chanidae. Gene Ontology annotation, biological process: signal transduction. Gene Ontology annotation, molecular function: interleukin-1 receptor activity. The transcript is spliced from 9 exons. Bases 1 to 1644 code for a protein of 547 amino acids. The record is from RefSeq and is a predicted model, not a curated record.